UCACGCAGCUCAAAGCCGGACUUGGGUCCGGAAGGAGCAAGUCAGUCAUCUUAGAAACGCGCAAGCUUCAACUUUGAUCAAAUCGAGUCUGACCACCCGCGAGACUUCACUCAUCUUCGAACACAGUCGUGCAAUAUGGCGCUGGCAUCCAACACGUCCUCACCCUCGAGGUCGACCUCGAGCACCUCUCCUUCCAAAAGGGCGAGCCCAUCUGACGUCAUCUUUGCAAACAAUCACGCCCAAGAUGUUUCACCUUCCAUCGGUACUGUACUCGGGGGUCUGGCAGGCUCGAGCGGUAUGCGUCGAUCCAUCACCGAAGAGCUGGGGCUUAUCGCGGAUGCUCGCAAGGAUCGGUCGAGGUCUGCCUCUGCUUCCAGAUCGAGGGAGCAGAGCAUCGCACCCGCAUCAGCCGUCGCUGGGGCUCGGAUGGGCAGCGAUGGUCUUUCAGCCAGAUCUGGUGGAGCAGCAAGCGGAUCCGCACCAGGCUCGGGCUCCAUAACUUCUGCGCCUGCUUCAGGAUCAGCGUCGGGCAGCUUGGGAGCAUCUUCGAACAUGGGCAGCGGGAGCGUCAGCAAUGGCGGGGAAAGGAGGUCUGCAACCGCGUUGGGCAGCACUACGACACAUCGCACAACGCCGCCGUCCGAAAAGGCAAAGCAAGCAUCCAUUGCUUCAACUAGCAGUCUGGCUGCGACUGGGGAGCCAUCGACUAGGGUUCUACCCGGCUCUUUCGAAGAUGCACAGCCAGACGACGUUAUCGUACUCGUAGCGGACAUGCUCACGCGAUUGACAACACACAAUGAUCAGCUGCCGCUGCAUCCAUCUGCCUUGACGCGGUUCCACUCGAGGGCGACACCCGCAAUCAGUAUCGAAUCGUACUUACACCGCAUCGCCAGAUACACUUCUUUGGACAAAUCUUGCGCCCUCAUUCUGCUGGUAUAUAUAGACAGGGUAUGCGAAAGGAUGGAGGGCUUUACAGUCUGCAGCCUCACCGUGCACCGCUUCGUGUGCGCUGCGGUUGUAUGCGCUUCGAAAGCGCUGUGCGACGCCUUCAGCACCAACGGACACUACGCCCGCGUAGGAGGCAUUUCUCUCAUAGAACUCAACAUGCUGGAGAAAGAGUUGCUGAACAUCAUCGAUUGGAGACUGACCUGCAGUGGGGUGCUCUUGCAGCAUUACUAUUCCUCGCUCGUCAGGUCGCAUCCAGAUUUUCAACUUGCUGCUGAGCCAGAUUCUAUGGACUUCCUCAUGCACAGCGCUGAGGAUCUCCAAGCGGAAGCUCGAGGAGUCUCCAGCGUUAGGGACGAGGAGGACGAAACCAUGGAUGACGCUGUACCUACCAAAGAAGUGAUCAAUAAAGCGAACUUGCGGCCCUCUGAGCGCUCGACUGCGCACGGGACGGCUGCAGCAGGAGACGCGCAUGAAACCUUUACGAGCACGCCGAGCGCACCGACACAUACCACCAAUGCUACUUCCGCAGUACUAGUGAGGAGGUGACGUCGCCAGCGAGCCAUCAGGUGAAAGCUGGAGCUUCAGCUUCAGCUGCGAGGCAAUUUGUCGUGCCGGAAAGUGCACCUCACCUUCAUAUUUGGGUUGUGGAUGUCAGCGAGCACUCCGCUCUACUCUG
Molecule: messenger RNA, 1624 nt
Organism: Ceraceosorus guamensis
Lineage: Eukaryota; Fungi; Basidiomycota; Exobasidiomycetes; Ceraceosorales; Ceraceosoraceae
Product: cyclin-domain-containing protein
Exons: 3
Coding region: 136-1494 (452 amino acids)
Biological process (GO): regulation of cyclin-dependent protein serine/threonine kinase activity
Cellular component (GO): nucleus; cyclin-dependent protein kinase holoenzyme complex
Molecular function (GO): protein kinase binding; cyclin-dependent protein serine/threonine kinase regulator activity
Source: RefSeq, a predicted model, not a curated record